ACUCCUUUCUGUCCCCUGAUAGUGUGCACACAUCGCAUAAGACUUUAGUUUAGUCUGGUGUGUGGGCCACCAUGGCGAAGAAUCUUAAUGCUUUAGGAAUCCCCGUUGGCCACAUGAGCCAGGCAGUGUCAGAUGGAGAGUUGAAUAUGUCUGCACGGGGCUGUGGAGGCAGUAGCUCCAGCCUUCCUGGGACUCCAGGCGGAGAGGGUGGCUCAGCCAACGUACUGAGCUGGGCUGUCUCAUUUGAAAAAUUGUUGGAGGACUCCAUUGGAGUAUACUACUUCAGGGCCUUUUUGAGAUCUGAGGUGAGUGAGGAGAACAUUUUAUUCUGGCAGGAUUGUGAAAAGUUCAGGAAGAUUCCGGCCACCUCCAUAUGCAAGCUAAAGGAAAAAGCUCGCUUCAUCUAUAAUACCUACCUGUCUGAAAACGCCCCCUACUCAGUCAACAUUGAUGACACAGCCAAGACAGAGGAGAAGGACCUGAAAGAACCCACAACUGAUAUGUUUAACAAGGCUCAAACACAGAUAUUUAAGCUGAUGAAGAUGGACAGCUACAGGCGCUUUGUGCGCUCUCCUCUUUACCAGAGCUGCACCCUAGCAAGUGUAGAAGGCAAGCUUCUACCUCAGCUCUCUAUAGAACCUGCCCGCAUGGGAUCCUUGGAGGACAUGGCCACCAGAAGCCCAUCCUUAAGUGACAGGAAGAACAAGAAGUCAGACAACAAACAAGGGGGCAAGAGUGCUUCAGAGAAACAUCGACAAAAAAGAGGCUCCUGGGGAGACACAUCCAACACCCAUGUUUCGGCCUCUCAGAAAGAGUCCCAUAUGCCGAUCAAAUCGACCAGCAGUGUGGAGCUUGGCGCACUCUACAGGCAAAUUCAGAAUGGCCGAUUGAGUCCCCACUCCUUAGAGUUGAGUGGAAUUGGGAGCCGGUAUGGGAUGGAGGGGGGCUAUUGCUGUGUCUACCUACCUGAUGGCAGUGCCUCCUUGGCCCCCACACCUAAUGGCCUGCCCAUCAGAGACAUGCUGGCUAGCCUGUGUGAGAAGAGAGGCUUCCCGCUGAAAGAUGUUUUCAUCUACCUUAAAGGCAAGGACAAGCCCUUAUCACUGGACCAGGACUGCUCUGUACUGAGAGAUCAGCAGGUCUCUCUUGAGCUUAGGGUGAUGUUUGCGCUGGACAAUACCUUGACUGGUAAGACACUGGGCAUCGUGGCGAAGUCCAGUAAGACGCUGCAGGAGGCGCUCUCUGCGGUGCUACAGAAACACCACCUUAAGCCACAAGAGGCCCUGGUUACCAUGGUCGAAACUGACGAGCCCUUGAACAUGAGCGCCACUGUAUUCAGACUGGCCAAUAAGAAGUUACGGCUUGACAAAAUCAAAGCAGGAAGAGACCAAAGCAACACUUUCAGAGCCAGUGGUAUUGCUGCAGCCACACAGACAGGAGCAGUGAUUGCAGCUGGUCUGGAGGCCCGAUCAUCACCGCAGACGGCGAGAUCAAAGCAUCAGCCCAAGCCCAGUAAGAACCACGACAUGGAUGGGCUUCUGGACAUGCUGUCGAGGGCUCAGUGCAGCAGGGUUGAUGACCAGCGAGGUCUUUUAACCAAAGAGCAGCUGGAGAUCCCUUCGUUCCUACAGCUGACCUUAGACCAGGGACAAGACACAGAGCCAAAGGAGUCCAGUACAACCAGAUCUUCCUCUGCAGAAGACUCAAAAGAGAAAUCAGAAGUCAAGACGUCACCAGCUUCUAGUUCAGAGGAAGUUGAUCCCAAAGACAUGAGGGAAACGACACUGUGAGACUUUUUUUCAUCAUGUUUGGGUUGGACAAGGAUAUGAUCAACAACAGUCUGUGUUGCUGAUCAUGUCAAAAGACAGAAACUCAUUUUUAGUGAAAAAAAUGGUCUAGCACUUUUUAUUAAUUGUUUACAAAUAAGCUCUGAAUCAGCAGUGUGCUCCCAUCUCUGCUACUAGUGUCCUCUUGAGGCAAAAUAUAAAAAAAUAAAGAUCAUGGCAAGCAUUUAUAUAGUGUCAUUUUGAAACACUACAUCCCCAUGGAGAAAGAUGUUUGCUAUGAAUUGUUUAAUGUAUCCAAAAAUGUUUGAAAAUAAAUUUUAGCUCAGCAGUUAAGCCUGAAACCCGUAUGUUUGCUUCAGGUUUCCCUGACGUUUGAAGCUGUACAGUUUGAAUUGCAGUUCACAUUGCUGGUCUUUGUCACAACCUUAUGUUGCAGUUUCCCUUAUCUUUACACUCUUAGCAAGAACAUGUUUCUGCACAGGGCUGUCCAAUGGAGGUUUGAAGUGUGUUGCACAAUUGUGUGUUUUUUUUAAUUUUUAUUUCAAUUAAGAUUACUCAUUUUGAGUGGAGAUGAAUUUUAAUAUUUUAAAUGACUGAUUUCUGUUUUGUUUGCAUACUUUUGAUUUAUAAUGUUGUUUAUACAUUUUAUUUUGCUGUGAUGGCACUUAAAGCCCUGGUCAAGUCUUGUUUUCUGUCACCUCAUUCAUCUCAGGGUCCUUAUCAUUAAUUAAUUAUGCUGUAUUACAGCGGGUACAGUUGUUUCUUAAACCUAUCACACAGGGUGUAUCAAAAGAAUUAAAGUGUAUA
Scomber japonicus (chub mackerel) is the source of this 2594-nucleotide messenger RNA. It is a transcript of the gene rgs14b, whose product is annotated as regulator of G protein signaling 14b. The record is from RefSeq and is a predicted model, not a curated record. Gene Ontology annotation, molecular function: GTPase activator activity. The coding region runs from base 72 to 1790 and encodes 572 amino acids. Gene Ontology annotation, biological process: signal transduction. The transcript is spliced from 15 exons. Lineage: Eukaryota; Metazoa; Chordata; Actinopteri; Scombriformes; Scombridae.